AUAGAAAAAAAAAAAAAUCUCAUUAUAUACGUUUUCGGCAAAGGUAUUAGUAGAUCACGUUGUUUACAAAUAGUAGGUAUUCUUAUCCUCAACCGUGGUUGUUAAAUCUGGACGGCCGAUAUGAACCAUGGGCGCACAUAUACACAGCAUUCAAUACAAGUUUCCCGCUCCCUCCAUUGCUCAAGGUCCUCGCUAUCUUCCUUUUGCCAUGGCGGAACAAGAACCAGAAACCCUAACUAUUUACAAGGCCUGUAGGACCAUAAAGAAAAGGAACAACACUCUCUAUAAUUCUCUCAGAUCCAUAUACGAGGACUCUCUCUUUGUCAAUGAAAUUGCUUCAAUUUGGCCUGAAGUGCCAUUGGUUGCGAACCUUCGCUGUGGUCUCUGGUAUUCUCAGAGAUUUGAUGCCACCUGCUACUUCAAGUCCACCGAUGGCCACACUGGGAACUGGUCUUUCAGCACUUCUCGUCUCAAUCUACAUCUUGCUGAACUUGCAGCACAGAGGGGUGGGUGUAUCAUUGUUGAUUCUACUCGAAGAGGAAAGAGAUUUCCUGACAGCAUGUCGAAGACAAUACCCAUAUGGACAUGCGUAUUGAAUAGGGCUAUAAAAUAUUAUUUCAAGGACAGGUCCAAGCACAAUAUGAUAGAAGAACAGGUUUCGAACAAUUGUCUUGGUGGAGCUACUGAUAUGAAGGAUGUCUCCCAAGAUUGGGAUUGUUCAUUACAUCUCCCUUUAUGGGUUUCAAAAACUGAGAAAGCAGCUAUUGAGAAUUACCUCGAUGAAUGGAUGAAACUAUUGGAAGCUAGUGGUGCAGAUCUUACUCCUCUUGUUAACUCCUUGGAAAAGCCCUUAAGGCCACUAUGGAUUUCUCAGAGGACGGUCAUUUGGUUAAAUGAAGUCCCUGAUUAUGACUCAUGGAAUUUCACUCCUAUCAUUCUUGUUUCUGCUUCCUGCUCAAUGGAUAGAAUUCAACAGAAGUGUUCAUCAGAGUAUAGUUGGCAUUAUAUAGCAGGAGCUGGAGAUGAUGAGGAAAGUUGGGCACGAGGUUUAACUCCAAGUCUUUUUUGGAGGUAUUCAUUUGACCUGAUUCAUUCUGGACCUGAUAUGUGCAAUCAAAAGGUAGCUGAUAUUGUGGAAAAGGACAGAGUUUAUCGCACUCAAAGGGGGGCGACUACUGUCCAAGUUAAGCUUAAACCUCAGAAAUUGUUAACAAGUGAUAUUGAAAGCACGAACGCUGGAGGUAGCAAUUCUUAUUCACAAGAUAAUUGUGAAAAUUUGAAGAAACAUGAUAAUUGUGAAAAUUUGAAGAUACAUGCAAGUCUAAAAUCCUCUAGAAGAGAUUGUCCUUUUUAUUGGCUGGGAUCAACUAAUCUUGCCGUUGGGGCCGCAGACCAAGUAAAUGCGGUAAAGGACGUAGAUUGUUUGUUGAUCUGCGGUAGCAUAUCAGAAUCUCUCUCACUUCCAAGCACUGAUGCCUAUCUUUGCCUUCCUAUAGUGGUGUGUAAGAACUCAAAAAUGGAUCGGUUUUCCUUACUAAGCAAUCUCCCAAGCGCAGUCAAAUUUGCUCAAUUGAAUUUGAAUAGAGGGAAACGCAUCCUAGUAUGUUGCGAUAAUGGUGAAGAUAUAAGUGUGUGUGUAUGUCUCGCUAUUUUGACAUCAUUAUUUGAUGAAAGAGGAGUUUACAAUGAUGGUGAGGCAUUUAAACAAAUGUGUAUUACAAAGUGGGAGAUGCGCCGCCGGCUAGUAUACAUCUGCAAGUUUGCAAUAAAUGCGCGCCCAUCGCGAGGAAAUUUGAAACAGGUUUACAGUUUCCUUAGCCAAGAUAAAACUUGCCUGCCACCAUGAAAUCAGUCCAAUAUGGAGUGGUGAGAAAUUGGAUUUGAAGCUUGAUAUCGACCUGUUUGGGUUCAUAUCAGCCGGAUUUCCUUGAAUAUUCAUGGUCAAAAAUAAAUAAAACAACCAAGUGGUUGCAAGACA
This is a messenger RNA of Amborella trichopoda, 1978 nucleotides long. Its product is annotated as initiator tRNA phosphoribosyl transferase family protein. Gene Ontology annotation, biological process: charged-tRNA amino acid modification. The record is from RefSeq and is a predicted model, not a curated record. Gene Ontology annotation, cellular component: cytoplasm. Lineage: Eukaryota; Viridiplantae; Streptophyta; Magnoliopsida; Amborellales; Amborellaceae. Gene Ontology annotation, molecular function: tRNA adenosine(64)-2'-O-ribosylphosphate transferase activity.